This is a messenger RNA of Moneuplotes crassus, 571 nucleotides long. The record is from the annotation of a GenBank genome assembly. Lineage: Eukaryota; Ciliophora; Spirotrichea; Euplotida; Euplotidae.
AUGAAGUCAGAAAAGUACCUCAAGCUGAUGAGACAGAGAAUGGAUCAGUUUAAGAAUUUUAAGGGCAUGCCAAAGGUUGUUCAUGAUACCCGUGCUGCCUUAAAGCAUCCUAAUGUCUUUGAAAUGAGGAAAAAUGCUAAAGAGAGGAAGGAAGUCCCUUCAUUUACUCAUUUUGAUACAAAACUUCAAUAUAUUGAAGAAUUGAGAAACAAAGGAGUUCUCAAUACUGACAUGAUCUUGGGUAGAGCUCAUACUCACUCCAAGAUUUAUCAGAAGAAGAAGCACCUUGAGUUCAAUGGUUUUGUAUACAAUACCUCAUACAAUGCUACUCCUGAAGAAAUUGAAGAACUCGGCUUGAGGUAACUGGUUAGAAAAUGUCACCAUAUCUUAUUAAUCUCCCUGCUUCAGCCUGACCAGAAAUAUAGACCUCAACCAGAUGAAUUAGGAUGGAGUACAGAAGCCUAUAGUAGCAACCAAGUCAAAAUGAUAAAACUACAAGAACUUGAGAGAAAGAUUGUCUCAAAAAGACUACUUGAGGGAAAUUUGAGUGUUGUUUAAGAGCUCUCACUUC